AUGGCUAAGAGCCAUGGUUUUUGUAAGCAAUUUUGGAUUCAGAUUUAUCACUAUUUUGUGAGGCUAUAUCAGGCCUUCAAGAGAUUCUGGAAAGUCAAUGUUAAGGGCUCCUUUGUUCCAAAGAAGGAGGAAGAACAUAUCUCUUCAGCUGAGAGUAUUUUUCACAAAGAAAAGAUUUUGGUACUAGGUCAUAUGUUGAGGAAUACAUCUCUAGCCAUUGAGAAGAGAGCUGAAGCUGGCUACAGAAUUGGAAUAUUGGCCUUCACAGGAGGACCAACUGCUGGGAAAUUUGCCGCUGAGUACAUGAAAGAAGUACAUGAGUUGUUGCAAAAUCAUGAUAUAGUGCCAAAAAUCAAGGUCCUGCUGCUCCAAAGUGUAGCAUGCUGGUGCUAUUUAAACCCUGUCAGCCAGAGAAGAGCCCGACUCCUGCAUUUCAUUCCUCUUCUUGUUGGUUUUAUUGAAGAGAUACAUGAGUCUACUACCCAAAGUGAAAUAAACAGCCACCUUCUUGUUAAAUUUUGGACUUGCUAUGCUCUCUCUGUCAUGACAUGCAAUAACUCGCCUUGCAUGAAGGAGCUCAGAGGCUAUAGCUCUAUGAAAUAUCAAUUGCAAAUAUUGGCUAUUCAGAACUGGUCUGGAUGGCCUGAGAAUUUUGCAGAGGUGCUGUACUUCUUAGUUGGUUUUCACAGGAAUUAA
Orycteropus afer afer is the source of this 696-nucleotide messenger RNA. RefSeq names its product armadillo like helical domain containing 2 (gene ARMH2). The record is from RefSeq and is a predicted model, not a curated record. NCBI's taxonomy places the organism in Eukaryota, Metazoa, Chordata, Mammalia, Tubulidentata, Orycteropodidae. The transcript is spliced from 2 exons. Bases 1 to 696 code for a protein of 231 amino acids.